Trichoderma asperellum CBS 433.97 is the source of this 1521-nucleotide messenger RNA. Lineage: Eukaryota; Fungi; Ascomycota; Sordariomycetes; Hypocreales; Hypocreaceae. The record is from RefSeq and is a predicted model, not a curated record.
AUGGAUCCCCUGAAGGCACCUAAGACCAAUGCUAGCCCCAGCUCUGGCUCUGGCUCCAACCUUCUCUUCAUCAACUCCGCUGGGCCUGCUUAUAGCCGUCCCCGGGAUCAAGCCACCACGCGCCAGAUUCGCCAGCAUGUAAUGCGAGACAUUGGUAGAGCUCGACGGAAGCCGCGCCGUAAUCCGCAAGUCAACUUGGAAGUUCGGCCUUCGAAGAAGAUUACCGAUCUGUCUUCAUCAUCUUGCUCUUGCGUGGUUGCAGGAUUAAACAAUGGAUGUGGUAGCUGCUCUCAGCUAGCUGCAGGGCUACCGUUGCAACGCCUCGGCGGGCCGCAUCUUCCUUCUCUUCCUCGUCCUUUCUGGGAUCAGCACCCUUUAGCCAUGAUGGAACAUAACUGGGGUAUGGAUGCAUUUGCAGCGUACGGGCUAGCACUUGCAGUCAACUGGGAACAGUCUCAUAGCGCUUCUGAAUUUUGCCGUAAUUUCCUCACUGGACCCGAGGUCCGCGCAGCAAUCCACUCACAGACGAGAGAAAAGAGCAUUGCUUUUGCUUUGGCUCGUUCAAUAGAGGUCACAUCUUGUAUAAAUAGUCGGUUGCUGCAAUCCGACGUCACCGCAGCGACGGCUGUCAACGUUAUUCAUGCAGUCAUGGGCUGCAUCUGCUAUAAUUUUAUUAUUUUAGAAUUUGAACAAGCUCGCGUCCAUUUGAGUGGACUGAAACUUAUGAUUGCGACAAGAGGCGGGAUUGAGAGCUUAGCAAAUGAGAAACAGACUCUCCUCAUGCUUUUCUGGGUUGAUACGAUAUCUUCUCUAAUAUUCGACACAAAACCCCGGUUCCCUAUGCCAACGUUCUUAAUACCUCCCCUGCCAAACGAAGAAUUGUCUGAGUUACUUACAACAUUGGAACCAAACCUCAGCAUCUUAUGCUCUAAGACAAAUACUCAUCACGUAGUCAUAGCCUCUGCUCUUCAAGACAUAUGGAGCGUAUGCAAAUUAAUUCGAUCAAAAUUAGACACAUUAGGCGAUGAUCUAUGGAGAGAAGAAGUCGAUCUCGGCACUCGACUCAAUCCAAUCGCAUACCGGCUUCUUGACUCUGAUCCUCACUCGCAUACAGAUACACCAUGCUGUAUGUUGCAGGCUCUUCGCUUGGGAAUACUUCUCUGGAUCCUUGGAGUCAAACAGAAAGCUCAAUCUUACCCAGGUUCACCAGCCUCAUAUAUCACCAGACUACUGGAGCGAAUGCAAAGCCAAAGCAUGAUGAAUCUUGCUUCACAUUUGCCUUAUUUUACCCCGUACCAGCUCUGGCUACUAUUUCUCAUUGCGACUAUGACAUUAGACCCGGCCGAUAAAGCAGUUGCUUUACAAUUAGUUGCUCGCAUAAUGAACGAAAGAAGAUUGGCCUGGAGAGACGUAACGGCGUACAUGAAACAACUUCCGUGGAUAUGCGGAUUCAUAGCCUAUAACGAGUCACUCGCCGCAGAAGUGGAGCUGUUGCGUGGCGUAACUUCCGACAUUUUAUGA